AUGACGCGUAAAUUACCGUGGAAAAGGGCCGAAAUAGGCUCGAGAAGCACUCCAAGAUCACCAACGUCGACUCCUAUUAGGCAGCAAAAAGUAAAGCGUGAGAAUAUUGAAGAUGACGAUAAGCAAGCUACAGCUUCACCUACUGCCGCUAAAAGCUACAUGAUCGAGGGUCUUGAUAAUGAUGACUUAUAUCGCAUGGUAGAGGAUGAGUUUUUAUCAACGGCUCAGCAGUUCACCGCUCACUUGCAUGCUGCUGAAUAUCACCGUCUAAAAGCAGCAUCUAAGUCGCAAAACGCGGAUACCAUUAGGGACAUCUCGAGACCAGUCGUUGGGCGGAUGACCGACCUAGUCAAGCAGAAGCAAGAACGAAAGGCUCGUCUCGAGAAGCAGAAAGCAGCAACUAGAAAGGCAAGAGCUGACAGAAAUCGAAAUGAUGACUCUACCGCGAGUGAAAGUGACUUGUGGCGUUCCGCGUCUUUGCACGGACUCAUGGAAAGCCCAAGAAAGAAAGCAGCUCGCCUUGAUAAGUUGACCAAGGUGGCGACUACAACUCGUGCUGCUGCUGACCUCACUAGCAGUAGACCUAUACAUCAUUCGACGUCGAAACAGAAUAGUGAAACAGAAAGUGACGACGACGAAGAUCUAGACGGCCCUUCUACUAAGAUGCCUACGAACUCGGUUAAGAAACUUCCACCAUCUACGUCUCAACCCCCAAAGCCAAGGCAAGUCCCAAGUACUACAAGUAACAACCACCCCCUACGCCGUUCGGAGAAAAUCCACCCCAUCAUCCAGCAACCAGGAUCCAAGGCCACAGCCACUACAGAAGCCUCCGAGGAAGAGAAGGAUGACGGCAGCGGAGACUUCUUAAGCCGCCUCAAGCAACGUCAAGAAGACCGCAAGCGCAACCGAGAUCAAAGAAAACAAGCAGCGUCAAGCAAAGCACAGUCAACAACAGAUGAUAUCAUUCCAGGCUUUCUCUAA
Messenger RNA from Daldinia childiae, 981 nucleotides. RefSeq lists its product as uncharacterized. The record is from RefSeq and is a predicted model, not a curated record. Bases 1 to 981 code for a protein of 326 amino acids. The transcript has 3 exons. NCBI's taxonomy places the organism in Eukaryota, Fungi, Ascomycota, Sordariomycetes, Xylariales, Hypoxylaceae.